CAGUGUUGAUGAUCAGUCAUGGUUCAAUCAAACCACCACAACUGAAACGCUCGAGAAGAAAUCUUUUUUAGUCCAAAACUAUCAUCUCAUUCGUUCAGAUGUCUCUCUUAGUCGAUCCUGAAUAUUUUUUACACGCUUUGAAGUUAAAUUACUUACGAAGAUUACCCGAUCCUAAUGGACCUACUUCGAUCUCAUUCAAAUCAUCCUCUCAACAGAAUCCUUAUCUACAAUUAUCAGGACUAACAGAUCUCAAACGAUGGCCUGAGUUGAUGGUCACUGGUAGUCCACCUGAUCCGAUACCAACUCGACAAAGAAGGCAACAGAAUCAGAAUCCCUCAGGUUCCAGUUUACGUUAUAGUGAGACUAUCGUAGGUCCGAAAGGCACUGGUAGUGGAGCUGGAAUGAGAGUCUCUGGUAGAAAGUCGAUCAGAAACUCUCGUGGUCGUGGUAUGAUGCUUCAAAGUGAUUCAAAGCUACCUGUCAAUAAUGAACCCGUCGCCUCUGGAUCUGGAACUCAGAAUCCCACUACGAAAGCUGGAGCCACUGCAUUAGCAUUAACUGAAGGUCGAGCCAAAAUCAUCUCCGGGGUCGGUUUAGAUCCAGAAGAGAGUGAUGAAGACGAGAACCGUUCAAGGAAUGUAGCUCAAGAAGACGACGAAUCAAAGAUGAAGCAAACUCUACAUUCUCGACAGACUACAGCUGAUACAAUCAAAGGACAUCGAAGAAGGGUCUCAGCCGUAAGCUUUGCUCAACCAUUACCACCUCUACAGCAGACGUCAGGUGGAUUUAAAAGAUUGAGAAGUCACACUGCAAGUUCGACUGCUACGACCAAUACAAUCAAUUCAUCUGACAUGGAUGCCGAUACAACACAAAACUCAUCUCGUAUGUUACAAGAGGAGAUACAAGAAGAUAUAAAAGAAGAGGUUCCCUCAAGAAUAGCAACCGCCACAGUUUCAGCAGAGGCAUAUUAUUCUAGAGAACAUGAUCCAGAUAAACGGCUAUCCGAUCUAUUAUUCAAUUACAAGCCUAAUCGACGUACACAAAUUGUAGGAAGUGUUGGGUUUGAGCCCGCUCCUUUAUUAGUAGAAGAAGAGGAAGAAGAAGAGGAAAGUGAAAGUGAAUCAGGAACUGAAGCAGGUGUUGGAUCUAGUUCAAAUCUAGAAGAAGAGGAGGAAGAGGAGGGGGAAGAAGAAGAAGAAGAAGAAGAAGAGAAAGCUGGGACGAGCUCUACUGAUGAUUAUUCAACGAAUUCGUAUGGAAAAUCAUUGUCGAAUCCGAUCCCGGAUUCAGUGAUGGAAACCAAUUUGAUACUUAAUCAUCAGCCCACACCAUCAUCAUUAUCAUCGACAUCGCAAAAACUUAAUGGAAUGACAUCUGAACCUAUACCCACCAUCAGGCGUAGAGAAAGAAGAAGGGUGAAUAUCAAGAUGGGUCAAUUGGUGGGAUCACCAAUCAUUGAGGAAGAAAACGGUCAAGAAGAAGGCAAAACAACCCCGACCACUGCUACCCGAAAAAGACUGAUGAAGAGCAAUCCUCUUGCAACUGCUCGACCAUCAUUGCCAGAUUUGAGGAGAGCGAUCAAAGUGCAAAACCGAGUUAGUCAGCCUGAUCCGACUGAAGAAGAAAAAGCUGAAUUAGCCAAUCUGAAUAGCUUUAGUCCUGGUGGACGAGCUAGAUCUCUUACUACUCCUACUCCUAUACCGGCAAUUGCAGUCGAAGCAGAUAGCUCUGGGAGUGUUUUAUCUCGUCCACCCAGAAGAAGGAGAGGUAGAUCAAGUCCGAAAUCUAUCAAUACUUCUGGUCAACUCUUGACGACCACAACCAUUGGGACUCGGAAGAAUUCCAUCACGAGUCCCAUUAAGGAUUCAUUUCCCAGUAGUCCUGUUAGUAAUAGUAGUUCGAAGAUCAAACCAAAACGGGUGGGUAUCACUUUUAAGAAGAUAGAAGUCAAGCCAUCAUCUAUUCCUUCAUCGGCCACAAAAUCAAAGUUGACAGAACUUUUAACAUCAAAGUCUAAGGAUCCUACCACAGAGAAUCCGUUUAGAUGUCUAUAUUCAAUGUUAUCAAGUAAGGAAAGGAACGCGAUCAAAUUGAAGAUGUAUUUUCCUUUCUCAAAAGAACCCAAGAAGCCGAUCAACCGAUCGAUUCGAACGGAUGUUUGCGUGGAAGAAGUCAUUGGGUUUGGACUAUGGGCUUAUAUUGAAGAAGAUCGAGAACCGAAACUAGAUGACAUUCAAGGUGGAAAAGAUUUGAUUGAAACUUGGGCUUGGUCUUUGAGAUUAGUGGAAGAUGAUGGAGAAGUUGAUGAAGAUUUUCCGGCUCUGGAACGAACUAGAGGGAUUGGAAAAGUGGGUAGCAAUGAGUUUGCAAUCGUCAUGGCUAGUGAAAGUCAAGCUAAACAAAAUGCGAUUGCUCAAAGUCAAAUACAAAGAAGACCGUCUAGGAUCUUAGGAGAACCUAACCGGGCACCACGUCCGUCAGCAAGCUCGAGUACAACUAAUUUGCUUCCACUACCUAUCAAUGCGACCACUGGACUAUCAGGUACAACUUUUGAUAGUCGACGAACUGGCGGUCUCAGUGAUUCAUUAGUGAUGGGAGGAGGAUUGGGAGGAGGAACCUUCACAGGAGCUUCGAUUAUGGGUAUACCAGUCUAUCUAAAGAUCAGGAUUCCAUCACCAGGCAAAGGAGUAGAUUCUAUCAUGACCACCCUGAAUGUGUCAAUGGACAUGUAUCUGGCUGACGUAUUGGAGAUGCUCUGUAAGAAGAAAGGAUUAGGUUCAUCUAAAGAAUGGGCAUUAGUUGUACCAGCUCAAUCGAUUGGAACUCAAACUUCACAACAGAGAGAUAUCUUAGUACCAUUGGAUCGAACAGUAGAAUCUUUACAAGGCGUCACUUCACUUGGAUUGAUGAAACGGAAUCAAGUCUCGAGUAAACUGUUGAUAGGAAUGGCAGGGAUGAACAAUACGAAUACGAACCCAUCUGCUUCAAUCUUUAAAAGAUUAUCAGAACCACCUGAACCGAAGUAUGUAUCGAUCAAUGAUUUGGUCAAAUCGAAUAAAUCAUUUGUAGUUCAAAUCAGAAGAAGAGGAAUCUUGGGUAAACAUGAAAGAGUGCUUAGUAUUGAAGAUGAUUAUGUACAUAUUGGAACUGGAUUAUUAGGAGGUGGUAAGAUUAGUAGUUAUCAUGUUAGUCAGAUUGUCGAUUGUUUAGUCAGAGGUGGUAGUCAUGGAAAUAAUAAUAAUAGCUGUGGAGUCAAGUUGGUUGUUGCUAGAGAAUCGGGUGAGAAAAGAUAUGAGGUGGAAGCGGAAAAUGCUAAGAGUGCAGCUGAGAUUGUUCGACAUAUCAAAGGAUUGAAAGAUAUGUAUCAUACACAGAAAUGAGGAUUUGAGGAAGUCAAUCUCUGAGGAGGUUUGCAUGGAUCAACAGAGAUCAUCUUGUAUUUAUGUACAUGUUUUAUUUUAUUUGUAUUUAUUUGGGGUCAUAAGAGUUUGAUUUAUGUGUGUACAUAGGUUGUUUAUAAGGGUUUGUUAAAGGGACAUUUUGAUAUUUUCAAUGAAGGAUUUCAUUUCUUUGGGAGUUUGG
Molecule: messenger RNA, 3582 nt
Organism: Melampsora larici-populina 98AG31
Lineage: Eukaryota; Fungi; Basidiomycota; Pucciniomycetes; Pucciniales; Melampsoraceae
Exons: 4
Coding region: 99-3380 (1093 amino acids)
Biological process (GO): TORC2 signaling
Cellular component (GO): TORC2 complex; cytoplasm; plasma membrane
Molecular function (GO): phosphatidylinositol-4,5-bisphosphate binding
Source: RefSeq, a predicted model, not a curated record